AUGCCGGGUUCCUCACGGGUGACAGCAAUGAGCACUGAUCCACUCCGUAAAAAUAGGCUCAUUCGUAAACAUCUUAUCUUUGAUGCAGCCCAGCUUCUUGUUCAAGCUCUUGUUACAUCAAAGCUUGACUAAUGGUUUACCUAAGAACGUGAUUAAACAGCUCCAACGUAUGCAGAACGCAGCUGCUCGGACUGCUACUCUUUCGCCCAAUUUCUGUCAUAUUACGCCGUUCUUACGAAUCUUCACUGGCUCCCGAUUAAUCUCCGGAUUGAAUUUAAAAUACCUAUCGUUAACUACAAGACUCUCCAUGGACUGGCUCCUGCUUAUAUUAAAGAUCUUCUUCAAAGUUCUGGCUAGGUCGCGAAGCCGUGCGGACGCAUCUUUCAGUGCUCCGCCUUAGUUCUUGACUAACUGCUUCAAAUACACUAUUCAGCCAUGGCUAAUGUGACAGUACGAUUUUUAAAAAAGGAAAAUGACAGCCUCAAGGAUGAAAUCACCGCCCUUAAGCAAAAUUUGGAAGAGCUACAGCAGUCCAUCAAACGACAAGAUCCACAAGUCACCAGUAAUGGGGGCGAACAACCUACUCGCUUGAUUACGGACGCUGAUUCCCUAAGCACCUUGGAAUUUUAUGGAAAAUUAUACGAUGAUCUACGAUACGAGCAGAAUCUGUGA
Messenger RNA from Porites lobata, 672 nucleotides. The record is from the annotation of a GenBank genome assembly. Lineage: Eukaryota; Metazoa; Cnidaria; Anthozoa; Scleractinia; Poritidae.